Molecule: messenger RNA, 1029 nt
Organism: Papaver somniferum (opium poppy)
Lineage: Eukaryota; Viridiplantae; Streptophyta; Magnoliopsida; Ranunculales; Papaveraceae
Exons: 1
Coding region: 1-1029 (342 amino acids)
Molecular function (GO): catalytic activity
Source: RefSeq, a predicted model, not a curated record
AUGAGUCUCAAGAUACUUUCAUGGAAUGUGAGGGGAUUAUGUUCGAAUGAUAGGAGGCUGAUUGUAAAGAAAAUGAUUGGUCUUCUUCAAGCACCUAUCGUAAUCCUACAAGAAACAAAGAUGAUGCGUUGUAGUGAUCAUGACAUCCAACAAAUUUGUGGACACUCAAAUUUUGGAUGGACUUUUCAACAGUCAGUUGGUAAUUCUGGUGGGAUGAUCAUCUUAUGGGAUAAAGAUUUUCUUGAGGUUAAAGAAUCUUUAGUAGGUGAUUAUUCAUUAUCUAUCUAUUGUGUCAAUAAGCAUGAUGGUUUUUUUUGGGUUCUUACCAAUAUUUAUGGACCUAAUAAACCUCAUGAGAGGGCAGAUUUUUGGGAGGAGUUGGAUAACAUCUGUGGAUACUGGGACUUACCUUGGUGUUUGGGUGGAGAUUUCAACACCAUUAAGUGUUGUGAUGAGAAGAAGAAUUGUAAUACAAUCACUAAGAGUAUGAAGGACUUUGCUGAAUUCAUCUCUCAACACAACCUUAUUGAUUUACCUUUAAAAGGAGCUAGAUAUACUUCGUCUAAUGGGCAGAUCAAUCCUGUAAUGAGAAGACUUGAUAGAUUCCUCAUUUCUCCUUCCUUUGAACUUCAAUUCCCCUUGGCAACUCAACUUGAUAAAGCUAGGCCAACAUCAGAUCACAUUCCUAUCCUCCUAGAUAUCUCUGAUCCUUCUUGGGGACCUAGUCCUUUCAGGUUUGAAAUCAUGUGGUUUUUGGAGAAUGGUUUUUUGAAACUUUUAGAAGAUUGGUGGUUGUCUUUUUCUUUUGCAGGUAGUCCAAGUACAACAUUGUGGUUGAAAUUGAAGGCUUUAAAGAAGAAGUUGAAGGUGUGGAAUAGGGAUACUUUUGGUCACACUAAUACCAAACUCAAGCACAUACUGGAAGAGAUACAGUUCUUUGAUCUUUUGGCAGAAGACAACAUCCUAGAUGAAUCUCAGUUGGCAGAUAAACUUAAAUCCAAGUUGAGUUUGAGAAAGUUACUAAAAUGA